Paramecium sonneborni is the source of this 306-nucleotide messenger RNA. The record is from the annotation of a GenBank genome assembly. NCBI's taxonomy places the organism in Eukaryota, Ciliophora, Oligohymenophorea, Peniculida, Parameciidae.
AUUAAGGAGAUCUCAUGAUCAAUGUAUAAUCUCACUUUUAUUUCAGGCUGAUUUAAUUAUCAAAUAACUUCAAUGUGCUUGUAUGUAUUAAUGAAUUCAAUAACCCAUUCUUAACAAAAUGUGGCCAUUGUUUUUGACAUGUAAAUUAUAUAAUUUAAAUUAGAAUUGUAUUGAAGAAGUCAUCAAUAGCUAUCAUAAAUUUCCCUUAUGCAAUAUUGAAUUAAACAAAACAGAUCUAUUUAAAUAUAAUCAUUUAAUCAAAUCAAACGUAAUUUACACAUUUACAAUAGAAAUUAUUGAUGAUCA